AUUCUCCAUCGAGGACAAUCGGGCACAGCGGAUGUUCAUGGUCACCAUGGAGGACCUGGCCAAGGAGGACGAGGGCACCUACCGCUGUGGGGUGCGAACGGGCAUAGGCCGGUUUGAUGAUCAUGACGAUGUGAACGUGACUGUAUUCCUAGGCUGCUGGGCGGUGAGGGGGCCUGGCACCGUGCGGGGAUUCCCAGGGACAUCCAUCUUGGUGAACUGCACAUACCGGUACAACCAGAAGAAGAUGCCGAAAUUCUGGUGCAAACCGGGAUUAAUUUCUACCUGUGUUAAAGACUUCGUCAUCACCUCGGAGCAGGAGCCCGUGGUGCGGCGGGGCCGAUUCUCCAUCGAGGACAAUCGGGCACAGCGGAUGUUCAUGGUCACCAUGGAGGACCUGGCCAAGGAGGACGAGGGCACCUACCGCUGUGGGGUGCGAACGGGCAUAGGCCAGUUUGAUGAUCGUCACGAUGUGAAGGUGAUCGUGUCCCUAGGCUGCUGGGCGGUGAGGGGGCCCGGCACUGUGCGGGGAUUCUUGGGGAGGUCCAUCUCGGUGAACUGCACGUACUGGUACGACCAGAAGAAGAUGCCGAAAUUCUGGUGCAAACCGGGAAUAUUUUCUACCUGUGGUAAAGACUUGGUCAUCACCUCGGAGCAGGAGCCCGUGGUGCGGCGGGGCCGAUUCUCCAUCGAGGACAAUCAGGCACAGCGGGUGUUCACGGUCACCAUGGAGCGCCUGGCCAAGGAGGACGAGGGCACCUACCGCUGUGGGGUGCGAACGGGCAUAGGCCAGUUUGAUGAUCGUCACGAUGUGAAGGUGAUCGUGUCCCUAGCUCCUUCUUCCCCCUCCCCAUCAUCAUGCUACACCCCGACCACCAAGCACCCCAAUCUCACUAGCUCUGUAACAGUCCCCACACAGACAACUCCCCAGAGGAAAGCUGUGCAACCAAGUUCAAAGCCCCCCCAAAAAGGCUCCAACCCUCCACAUUUGGACGUGGUUGAGCACAUCCUCAUUCCCAUCAUCGUAGUGGUUCUUCUUUUGCUCGCAGUUGCUGCUGGUGUUUUGCUAAUGUUGUCCAGGAAGAGGAAGAAGGCCUUCUCCAGAGCAGCUGUAGAGAUGGACAGGACUCCCAGCGUGUCACAUACAGGAGAGGAUGCUCUGAACUACGCGGCCAUUAACCACCGGGCGGGCACAGCUGAGACCCAGUUGUACAGCAAUGCCGAGGCUUUCCACCGCUUGGCAAACACCGCGCCCAAACAGAGCAAUAAGCAUUCGGAAGAGAGAAAAGAGGUUAUAUAUGCCAGCGUGCGGAAUUCCCUGCUGCAGCAGCAGGAGAUCUAUGUCAAUGUGCCGUCAGCCCCACAGCCCAGAGGAGAGCCCUACAGCACAGCACGGACCGUGUGAGCCAGCGCCCGGCCCCACAGGCUGCUCCUGCUGCCAGCAGCGCCAGUGGGACACGCGGGCUGGCUUUCUGCUCAGGCAGGAGCUGGCUCGACAGCAGAGCUGCUGCUCUUGUAUGCUCGGACAUUUCCUUGGAGCAGCCUCAAAGAGGGUGAGGUUGAGCAGGAGAUGUGGGUGGGAUGAAGAGGAAAUCAUCCCUGUGCAUUUGGAGACCUCACCCAUACAGCAAUGGUGCUGGGAAUAAAAACCUGCCCCUUGCAUUGGGGUAGCUCAUGCCAGAGACUGGCCAGGCAGGGUGUGGAAGAGCCCAGUGGUUGGGGGUUGUGGGUGGGCUGCCUGGCUCCCUGCACCCAGCACCCGCCCUGCUUCCCCCUUUGGCUGUGUUAUUUAUGCAGGCUGAAUCUCCCAAACCCACUGGUCCCCUUGGACUGACUUUUUUUCAUGCUGAUGCCAGGCAGAACUGGCAGCUCCUGGGCAGCAGGACAGCAAGAAAUGUUAUAUCCAAAUGCAUGCGUUAGAUCCAAAUGCCGGGGGGACCUGGGUGGAGGGUGCGGUGCAUUAGGGUCUUGGUGCAAAGGGGACGGCAAAGGUGCUCCUGUUCCUCCUGCAUGGCUGCUGGGAAGUGGCUCCCCAACCCCCCCUG
Egretta garzetta (little egret) is the source of this 2042-nucleotide messenger RNA. Its product is annotated as CMRF35-like molecule 1. NCBI's taxonomy places the organism in Eukaryota, Metazoa, Chordata, Aves, Pelecaniformes, Ardeidae. The record is from RefSeq and is a predicted model, not a curated record. The transcript is spliced from 8 exons. The coding region runs from base 32 to 1402 and encodes 456 amino acids.